This is a messenger RNA of Melopsittacus undulatus (budgerigar), 4865 nucleotides long. RefSeq names its product ADP-ribosylation factor-like protein 8B. Gene Ontology annotation, molecular function: hyalurononglucosaminidase activity; GTPase activity; GTP binding. The coding region runs from base 449 to 2212 and encodes 587 amino acids. The record is from RefSeq and is a predicted model, not a curated record. Gene Ontology annotation, cellular component: acrosomal vesicle; lysosomal membrane. Gene Ontology annotation, biological process: carbohydrate metabolic process; anterograde axonal transport; fusion of sperm to egg plasma membrane involved in single fertilization. The transcript has 5 exons. Lineage: Eukaryota; Metazoa; Chordata; Aves; Psittaciformes; Psittaculidae.
UAAAAUACAAGAAAAAGAAACCAGAGGACCAACAGAAACCAGCAGGGAACACAGGGUUCUCCAAUUCAUGUGAAUUAUAUUGCCAUAAUAAAAAAGAAAGGUUCUGGCCCGCAAGACACAUUCUGCACACAGAAGUGGAGUCUGGCUGAGAACAAGAAGCAGGAUUCCCUGGGAUCCAGUGGUCCUGGCAUCCUAAUGGCACAAAUUUCGGAGUACAGGGAAGACUGGUUUCAGAAGUUGUUGAAAGGUUUCCUACAGCCUGAAAUGAUGGAGAACCUCAUAUAAAGGACACCCCAAUUUUACACCCAAGGAAUAUUGCUUAAUAGGUAUUAAUCUGAAGUAAUAUAUUGUAUGGUAAAGCAUUUAACAGACAGCCAACCUUCUAACACUCAGAGAGCAUUUAGUUUUUGUCCAAUCAAAGCCACCUAAUGUUACUGCACAUGCUACAAUGGAAACUGUAAGACAAAUGCAAAGUUUUGGUAUCUGUGUUACCUAUACGUAUCCUAUAGCAUCUGGUAUGGUAUUUGCCACUCUUCUAGUGUGUUGCUGCUCAUCUCUGAACAUAAGAGCUCGUCCAGUUGUUCAGAAUUCACCCUUCCUUUCUAUCUGGAAUGCUCCUACAGAGCUUUGUACUGAAAGGACUGGAGUACAGCUGGACAUGAAUAUUUUUUCCUUCAUUGGAAGCACACUGAAGACAUCCACUGGGCAAAACAUCACUCUUUUCUAUCCAGACAGGCUUGGCUACUAUCCUUACAAAAAUGAAAUCACAGGAGAGGCAUUAAAUGGAGGACUCCCUCAACUCUCACUGCUGGAAAAUCAUUUAAAGAAAGCCAAAGAGGACAUCCAGUUCUAUAUUCCUUCAGAUGAACAAUUUGGAUUGGCUGUCAUUGACUGGGAAAACUGGAGACCUGUAUGGAUAAGAAACUGGGGAUCAAAAGACAUUUAUAGGCAGGAAUCCAUUGAACUGGUUCAGCAGAGAGACCUCAGUCUAUCAGAAGCAGAAGCCAGGAUUAUAGCCAAAAUGGAAUUUGAAGCUGCAGCAAAAUCAAUUAUGUUGGAGUCUUUAAAGCUGGGCAUAGAAAUGAAGCCAAAUCGUCUGUGGGGAUAUUACCUUUAUCCAGACUGUUAUAACUAUGAUUACAAACAAAACCCAUAUAAUUACACAGGGACCUGUUUAGAUAUUGAAAUAGAAAGAAAUAAUGAGCUUAAUUGGUUGUGGGAGAAAAGCACAGCACUUUAUCCAUCUAUCUAUCUAGAGACAGCCUUAAGAUCUUCCAGAAAUGCCCAGCUCUUUGUUCGCAACAGAGUUCAAGAAGCCAUUAGAAUUUCUUAUGUCUCUAAUGCUACUCAUCCUCUUCCAGUUUUUGUAUAUACACGUCCAGUGUUCACAGAUGUCUAUGAGGAAUAUCUCUCCCAGGAUGACCUGGUAAAUACCAUCGGAGAAUCUGCUGCACUGGGUGCUUCUGGAAUUGUGAUCUGGGGUGAUAUGAAUUUAACACAAAAUAAGAACACCUGCAGAACUCUGGACAACUACCUUAGGAGGACCUUGACCCCAUACCUCAUCAAUGUCACAAUGGCAGCCAGAAUUUGUAGCCAGGUGUUAUGCCGAGACUCUGGCGCUUGUGUACGAAAAAAAGGGAAUUCCAGUGACUAUCUUCACUUAAACCCUGAGAAUAUUGUCAUUCAAAUGACAAAGGAUGGAAAAUACACUCUACAAGGGCAGCCAGCAUUUCAGGAUCUGCAAAUGUUCAUAGAAAAAUUUGAUUGCCACUGUUAUGCAGGGCAGAGUUGUGAACCCAGAGCUGAUAUAAAUGACAUCCAUUACCUCCAUGUUUGCAUUUCAGAAGAUAUUUGCAUUCAGAUAUCCUCAAAUGCACUUUCUAAUAUAGAAGACUCUGAAGAAAAGAUCCUGUCUAAUAGAACUGUAUUUUCGUUACUCUCUCAGAGUAAGGUGACAUUAUCUGCACAUCCUGAAAUAGAAGAUUUCCAAUCUACCUUUGGAAAUAAUAUACUCAAUAUAACAAUUCCAAAACAUAGCACUGUCACAGCUGUGACUAGAUAUGAUUUAGAAGCAAAUGAUACCCGUACUUCCAGUAGCUCUUCAUCCUUUAAGAUAACCAUGUUUAAUCUGUUGAGUUUAAUUCUAAUUUUGAGAACAUUAAUACAAAUGACCUAUGAAAGUGAGAAUAUUCUUUUCUCUGGCUGUGUUUGAAAUUCUGUAUGCUUUAUUUACAAAGAAAAACCAUUCCUGAAAGGCAUAUGGUCUUAUCUGUAUCAGGUAACCUUCUCUAUUCCAUAGGUGACACUUCAGCUUGAAUGUAUUUCUUUAGUUUAGUUCUAUAAACUACUAUUUGUGCCAAAGGUAUACUGAUCUGUAAAUAUGGAUUACACCAAAGGACAAUACAGAAUAAGGAGCUUUUUUUUUUUACAGUUUACAUUUUUAACAGUUAUCUUGAAAAAGAAAUAAUUGUUGAUAAUGCCAUUUUGUAUACUUCAAGUUAAGCAGUUAAAUACAUCUUAAUCUGGAUCUCAUUGAGUCUCAGGAAUCAAUAGAUUUGAUGCUCUAUGAAGGAAUUAAUUUUAUUCCAUAUGAAAAUUAGCUCUGAAAAAUAUUUGACUUAACUUUAGAUCUGUGGGACUUUGCAGCAUAGAAUUUAUCUGAUUAAUGUAACAUUUCUCCACUUUUCACAAUACCUACAGGGACACUGUGGUUUUUCUUUUAAUUAAAUACAUUUGUAACUCUUCUAAAGGUUCUGACUUUAAUGUAAUUAUUCACUUCAAAUAUCACAGCUUCAUUAUUCAGAAUAAGAGCUGUAACAGUUUAUCCUUCUUUCUUUCCUCUUCUCCCAAGCCCUCCCCUCCUUAUCUCAGAUGCCCCAUCCUUGGCUUUCACUUGUUUUACCUGGCCAAGACAACUCAUCUGAUCUGCCUUUGCAUUUCCUAUGGGCAAUGGUCACCAGCCGUAGUUUCUCUAUCCAGCCAGUCCUAGCAAUGGGAUAGAGCUGUCUAUGCCAUUUGGACAAAAGCAUGUGAGCACAGAACUUUCCUGAGCAGUUUCUUUGGUGGAAACCAGUUUGUUCCUCAGGAAAACCCAUCAGUGGAGACCGUAAGAUGAGUGACACUGAGGGUCUGGGACUCCCUUUCUUCACCGCUAAUGCCUGUGAUUCCUAACCUCAGGACAAACUUUUUGAUGCAGUCUGCUGACAGCUCAAAGGCUAUUUAUGUAAUGUUAUUCCAUUGCCAGAAGCAGUGUGAAAGUAGUAGAGAUACCUCAGAACAAAACUAUUCCCAGUAUCAUAUCAGGAGUCUAUGAUGUAUGUAUAGCAUUUAGAAGCAAUUAACAGUUUAAGCAUUUAGAAGCAAUUAACUGCAGUUUAUUUGAUAAAAUAACCUUUCCAAAUUAUUGUGUCAGAUACUUAAUAGGCUGCUGGACUUCUGAUGGGUGAAGAGUGGCUGCUGGCAUGGAUACAUUAAAAAGUCUCCCCAGAGCUAGGCAUGAUCCUCAUAAAUAAAUCACCACCUUGCACAGAUGCAACCUGCCUCACUAAUGGAAAUGUCUAGGGUUUCAAUAUAUAGUAGCCCUUUAUUUAUGAAAAGUUCAUGCCUCAAUCUAGCAAAAAACACAUAUUCAUUGCCUUCGAAUUUUCAGGUUGUCAGUCAUAACAGACAUGCGGAAAAAUAGAUGAAGUCUUUAGAUUUAACAUGGAGAAAUAAUGUUUUAUAGCUUUUGGCAGCAAGUUAUCAAGAGGGAGUGACAAUUUUGUCAUCACAGUUACGGUGUUGAGUCAAAGCUGUUUCUGCCAUUAAUAUUCCAAGUAGAAUCAUGGAUAAAAAAUACAUAUGUAGCAGACUGUCUGACACAAAAGAAAGCCAGUUGGUUGUGAUCACCUCUGUAAAAACAUAUUUAUUUUUCACUGCAACUUUGAUAUUGGUUAUUUGAUCUUGGGUAAACGAAAGCCGUGGUAUCAUAAUUACUGUACCUGAGGUCCCUCCCCUUUCACACUAUGGUUGUGAUAACUGGGUUAUCAAAGGGUUUCUAAAAAUUGGAAACAUAAAACAAAAAGCAGGAAUGACAAGUUGAAAUCACAGAAGAGUUGAGGCACAGCCAGGACCUCCCAGUGGAUGCAGAGGAAGUGAACUGCUGAAGUAAGGAGGGAAAGAGCGAAGUAGUGGGGAAUGUGGACAGACCAGUCUCUUCCCACUCAACAGUUUUUAUCUACCUGGCAUUUAAUACAGUCAGCCUUUCCCUGAGGCCCACUGUAAAGGUAAAGGAACACAGUAACUGAUAUUGUUAGAUUACACCUAUCCAUCUGGUCCCAUCUCUUUAUUCUUGAGAGCAGAUAAGACCAGCAAAGGGAUAUGAAAGGAAAGCAGACUAUUGCAAUAAAAUGUCCAUAGAAAUGUGUCUUAUGCUCCAAUGCAUGGUCCUUUACUAACCACCUUUUGAAUGCUCAUUUGGUAUAUUUAUGUUACCUACAUGUAUCUGCAAUUCAUGCUUUAAGUCCUACAAACUUCUUGCCAUAGUGAGAAUCAGGCUGGCUACGUGUAAAAUUACAGUAUUUUCCAAAUAUAUUAUUUUCUUCUGUAUUAUAUUUAUCUUGCCUAUAUUCUAUGCUAGAGUUACAUGGAGUCAGAGAGCCUCCAUGGAGUCAGGAAGAACAAAAAGGGGUGCUAUGCCUCGUAUUACUGGUGAAUAUGUUACAUUCAAAGCCAAUCUUAUAUUCUCCCGAAGCAGAAUCUACCGCCUCCAAAUAUUCCCCUUCCAUUCACUGCACCUCCUGUAAUCAUUAGUUGUCUCUGUAGCCCUGUAGUUUCAGUUUCUUAUGUUGUGUCUUUCAAAAGAUUAAACACUAAUGAAACAUUCA